CGUGUUAGUUGAGCGAGUGCUCUCCCACCACCACCAUCAUCGCCACCUCCACCCACCAGGGCAGGGCAGGGCAGGCCAGCCGCACCGGUCAGGCCACCUCCCUACUUUUGUCUUCCUCUUCUUCCUCCACCCUCUCAUACCCCCUUUCUUGGUCUCCCUCCCCUCCUCGCCACCGAGAAGAAAGGGAUCUCCGCCCCCCUCCAUUUCCAAUUCGGAGAAGAAGGGGAAUUUUAUCUUUCUUUUCGGUCGCAGCGAUGGGCGGCCGGGUGGAUCACGAGUACUCCUACCUCUUCAAGAUGGUGCUCAUCGGGGAUAGCGGCGUCGGCAAGUCCAACAUCCUCUCCCGAUUCACCCGCAAUCACUUCUCCCUCGACUCCAAGUCCACCAUCGGCGUCGAGUUCGCCACCAAGUCCCUGCAGAUGGAAGGAAAAACCAUAAAGGCUCAGAUCUGGGAUACGGCUGGCCAGGAGAGGUACCGUGCCAUUACAAGCGCAUAUUACCGUGGCGCUGUUGGGGCUCUCCUUGUUUACGACAUCACAAAGGUGCAGAGCUUUGAAAAUGUCAAUAGGUGGCUUCGCGAGCUACGUGAUCACGCUGACUCCAGCAUUGUGAUCAUGAUGGUCGGUAACAAGUCCGACCUGUUACAUCUAAGAGCCGUCUCCGAAGAUCAAGGGAAGGCAUUGGCUGAAAAGGAGGGGCUGUUUUUCCUUGAGACGUCAGCUAUGGAGGCUGUAAAUGUGGAACAAGCCUUCCAGACUAUCAUCACAGAGGUCUAUGGCAUUGUUAACAAGAAAGCGCUGGCUGCCAAAGAAGCAGCAGCAGCUGCUGCUCCUUUGCCUUCCCAGGGCAAGACCAUCAGCAUCGACACUGCCUCCGGGAACUCAAAGAGGGCAUGCUGCUCUUCUUGAAACCUAAUCGAUGUAUCAGCAUCAUAUUGUAGAGAAUCAGGAGCGAGAAUCUUCAGCAUAGCGGCCUUAGUUGAACUGGUGUGAAGGGAAAAUUCUACUCUUUUUGUUUCUCUGUUGAAUGAACAUCCUGGAGUAUACGCCGCAUGCGCAGUUUGUUCAGCAUUUCUGGAAGUUAGAUGUGUGUAUUAGGAUUCGUUCCAUUUCUGUUAUGAAAGUUACAUCAUAAUACAUAUAUGUGGGAUUAUACAUCGCAACCUAUGAGAUUCAGAACCGGUUUAGCUAAA
Lolium perenne is the source of this 1192-nucleotide messenger RNA. RefSeq names its product ras-related protein RGP2. The record is from RefSeq and is a predicted model, not a curated record. Gene Ontology annotation, molecular function: GTP binding; GTPase activity. NCBI's taxonomy places the organism in Eukaryota, Viridiplantae, Streptophyta, Magnoliopsida, Poales, Poaceae.